AUGGAAGGGCAAGAACGAGAAAAUCAGACGUACGUCACUCAGUUCAUUCUCUUGGGAUUCCGGGAUCUAAAGAAUCUACAGAUUCUGCUUUUUCUUGGAUUUCUUGUUAUUUAUAUUGCAACAAUAGUGGGGAAUCUUCUCAUUCUUGUACUUGUGGUGGUUGAUCAGCAUCUUCACACACCAAUGUACUUCUUUCUUGGUAACCUUGCUUGUUUGGAGGUCUGCUACAGUUCAGCUUUGAACCCUCUCUUGUUGAGCACACUCUUGUCAAAUGGAAAGGCCAUCACAUUCAGCAGUUGUUUCUUGCAAUUAUAUUUGUUUGGUUAUUGUUUGGGGGCAGAAUGCUACUUGCUGUCUGUGAUGUCCUAUGACAGAUAUUUAGCCGUAUGUAAGCCACUACACUAUACAACAAUUAUGAACACUAGAAAGUGUAUCCAGUUAGCAGCUAUUUCUUGGACAAAUGGCUUCAUAGGUAUUUCCAUCAUAAUGGUUGUAAUGCUGCAGUUAACAUACUGUGGACCCAAUGAAAUUGAUCAUUAUUUCUGUGAUACUGUUCCACUUAAAAAACUUUCCUGUAGUAACACAGAUGUGGUAGAACAUGUUAACUUAAUCUUGCUAUUUAUUUACACAAUGCCUCCAUUUCUAGUAACUCUAGCAUCCUAUGUAUAUAUCUUAAGGACUAUCCUAAGAAUCCCUUCCUUGAUUGGACAACAGAAGGCUUUCUCCACAUGUUCUUCUCAUCUCAGUGUGGUUUCAAUUUAUUAUGGGUCUGUAAUAAUUGUGUAUCUUUUACCACCCUCCUCUUCUAUGAACAAGAUUUUUUCUCUUUUGUAUACAAUCCUCCCACCCCUAGCUAAUCCUCUCAUAUAUAGUCUCAGAAACAAGGAGGUGAAGAGAGCCUUGAAAAAGUGGCUAAUCAAGUUCAGAAUAUUUCAGAAUGUGCAGGCUAACUCUUUUGGGUAA
Molecule: messenger RNA, 963 nt
Organism: Sceloporus undulatus (fence lizard)
Lineage: Eukaryota; Metazoa; Chordata; Lepidosauria; Squamata; Phrynosomatidae
Product: olfactory receptor 5B21-like
Exons: 1
Coding region: 1-963 (320 amino acids)
Biological process (GO): G protein-coupled receptor signaling pathway
Cellular component (GO): membrane
Molecular function (GO): olfactory receptor activity; G protein-coupled receptor activity
Source: RefSeq, a predicted model, not a curated record